UGCCCCGAGAUGAUGGCACUGCUGCUCUUCUCUGCCCUGCUGUGUGGCCAGGCUGGAGCCUGGGGCUUCAGGGACGGCGUGCUGCACAACUCCAUCUGGCUAGAGCGGGCGGCCGGGGUGUACCACCGCGAGGCGCGCUCCGGCAAGUACCGGCUGACCUUCGCCGAGGCGCGCGCCGUGUGCGAGUACGAGGGAGGACACCUGGCCACGCUCCAGCAGCUGGAGGCAGCUCGGAAAAUAGGUUUCCACGUGUGUGCUGCUGGCUGGAUGGCCAAGGGCAGAGUUGGCUAUCCCAUAGUAAAAGCUGGAGCCAACUGUGGCUUUGGCAAGACUGGGAUUGUUGAUUAUGGAAUUCGCCUCAACAGGAGCGAGAGAUGGGACGCCUACUGCUACAACCCCAACGGAAAGGAGUGCGGCGGAGUCUUCACGGAUUCCAAGCACGUUUUCAAGUCUCCGGGCUACCCGAACGAGUACGAGAACGAGCAGGUGUGCUACUGGCACAUCCGCGUCAGGUACGGGCAGAGGAUCCACCUGCAGUUCCUGGAGUUUGACGUGGAGGAGGACACUGCCUGCCUGGCUGACUUCCUGGAGGUCUACGACAGCUACGACGACGUCAACGGCUUUGUGGGCAGGUUUUGUGGAGAUGAGUUGCCAGAUGACAUCAUCAGCACAGGGAACGUGAUGACGCUGAAGUUCCUGACGGACGCCUCGGUGACCGCGGGGGGGUUCCAGAUCCGCUACUCCAGCCUGGACCCGCCCGCCCAGCCCAAAAACGCCUCAGCCCAGGCCAAGAGCAGCUUCCAGGCUGGAAAAUUUGGGAUUAUGUGAGCACAGCAGCAGGCACACAAAGCGGCUCCAGACUGAACAUUAUUCUGGUUUUUCCUGACAUUUUUUUCAUUUUUUUCGGACAUUUUUUUCAUCUCUUUCUGACGUUUUUUUCUUCUCUUUCUGACAUUUUUUCAUCUCUUUCUGAGAUUUUUUUCAUCUCUUUCUGGGUUUUUUUCAUCUCUCUCUGAGUUUUUUCAUUUCUCUAUCCGAGUGCUUCUCUUUGGCUUUUCUAUGUUUCAGUAAUAAACGACACUAGGGAAUAAAUUAUAAAAUAUACUUACAUGGAUAACAGAGAAUUAUUUUUAGAAUACAAGUACUGUAAAAAUCUGAAGAAUUCAUUGCUACCAAAGACUUUAAUUUUUUAAAUAUAAUAUAAACUGCUCUUUCACCUCAUUUCUUUCACCACUUGAAUGAACUUUUUGUGUGUCUGUCCUGAUUAUUUUUAAGCUUUACAGGCUCCUCUCUCCUUAUUCCCCUUGAUUUCUACAUAUUUAUUUUUUAGACUGUUGCUUUUUCCCCCUGUUCCCUGCACAUUAUUAUUUUUUAAAUUAACUGAUUGUCUUGAACUGGAAGGGCCUUCAGUGUAAGGUUAUUUUUUGAGACACAAAAAUUCAUCUUGUGGAUGGCCUGGCAGCCACCAGGUGAAGAUUGGGGAGCAGCACGGAGAGCACAGGACCAGCUGGAUCCACAUUUUCAUUUUCUUGUCAGAUCCGUGGGUUCUGUCAGGGUUUCCUCAUCCAGAGAAUGAAAUCCUUUCAAAAGAAUUAAAGGAAUGACUUGGGAAAGAGAAUAAAAGUGCUGAGAGGAAGCAGCAGGAGGAACUUCUCACCAAGCACCUUCAGAAGACACCACCGAGGUGCUGGACCUUGUUUACACUGUUCUAGUUGAAAUUGCUGAAUUUAAAUACUUUCAGACUGUUCCAGUUGAAAUUACUGAA
Motacilla alba alba is the source of this 1765-nucleotide messenger RNA. It is a transcript of the gene TNFAIP6, whose product is annotated as TNF alpha induced protein 6. Gene Ontology annotation, molecular function: hyaluronic acid binding. The transcript is spliced from 6 exons. The coding region runs from base 10 to 828 and encodes 272 amino acids. The record is from RefSeq and is a predicted model, not a curated record. Gene Ontology annotation, biological process: negative regulation of inflammatory response; cell adhesion. Lineage: Eukaryota; Metazoa; Chordata; Aves; Passeriformes; Motacillidae.